Molecule: messenger RNA, 2726 nt
Organism: Lactuca saligna
Lineage: Eukaryota; Viridiplantae; Streptophyta; Magnoliopsida; Asterales; Asteraceae
Source: the annotation of a GenBank genome assembly
CAACAUCUUCUCGAAAACUCUAUAAAUAAGAUGCUAAUCUCACCAUGCUUAGGCUUGAAGAAGCAAACAAUCUUCAUUCUUCAAAACAUUAUAACAGAUUCGAAAAUGGUGGGACCUUCUCUCAAUGCUCCGAAGCCUCCGACCACAGCCGCAACAAUCAAAUUCCUGUGUAGUUAUGGCGGGAGGAUUCUUCCUCGGUAUCCUGAUGGCAAGCUUCGGUAUCACGGUGGCCAGACACGUGUACUCUCCGUUGCUCGCUCCAUCUCGUUCUCUGAAUUGAUGGCGAAACUUGGUGAAUUGUGCGGGAAGUCGGCGAGUUUGAGAUGUCAAUUGCCGACGGAGGAUUUAGAUGCGCUUGUUUCCAUUACAUCUGAUGAAGAUCUUGUGAAUCUCGUUGAGGAAUAUGAUCUAGCAGCUUGUCUACAAUCGUCAUCUCUAAAAAUUAGAGCGUUUCUAUGUUUUCCAAAGAAAUGCUCUCCGACUCCUUCCACCGCCUCUGCCUCUGGAUCUGCAUCUAGUUCUUCCACAGGCACACCUACGCUUGAGGCGGCGUCACCGCAACCUCCUUCUCCAUCUUCUUUUUAUCCGGCUUCGAGGUUUCCUGUUAGCGCAACAAAUCCAUACAUCCAUACAGCACCGUUGAAACCCCCUGUAAAACUUCCAUUCUGCUACAACAAAUCCGCCGGAAAGCUUCCUUGUUCAGGAAUCGGGACAUUAUCUUUCGCUUGCAAUUCCAGUGGAGAUAUGAUCAUCCUAAGCUGCUUGCAGCUGAAGUCAUCAAAGUAUAUGAGGAGUCGAUUGUUUUGGGUGGAAUAUUAUUAAAAUGGAAAAUAGAUGAUAUUUUGGUGGGUCAUUUUAUUCUGAUUGAAGAUUUGUAUGGUGGGUUUUGCGGUUUGGACUUUUUGGAGUUGGGCCAACUUUAAGUGGUGGGAGUCGGAAAGCUUGGCACGACCGUUGUUAUAAAUAUAGAAUAUUCUAUUUGGUAAAAAGAAAAAUUAAAAUUGGUGGAAAGGUUGCAACUGGAAUUGGAAGGGAUAACCCAAAAAUAGAGCAGAAAGACAACUGAGAUUUGAGAGGUUGAGACUAUUGAGAGACUGAGAAUAAGACUGAAUUUAACGAGACAAAAUAUAAGAUGAAAUACCAAAGUCCUAUGACCUAAAAUAUAAGGAGUAUAUGGUAAGAUGUCAUUUAGCCUGAGUUGAUAGUUAUAGGGGUGUUCGUUUGGAUGAAUCGGUGUAAUCCGAUCUGAUCAAGUGAAUCCAAAUUAAUUUCGGUUUUCAAAACGUAAAUCCAAAUAGUCCAAACUAAAUUCAAAUCCGAUCCGAUCCAACCAAAUUAUAAUUCGGUUGGAUCGGUUUUUUACAACUUGGUUUUCAAAAAUUAAGACAUUUUAACAAAUAUAUAACUUUAGUAUUAACUUACUUUAUAAUAUAAAUUAAAAAUAUUGUUUAAUUAGUUGUGAAUUAAAACUUAUAAAUAACUAUCAAGAAAAAUAUAUUAUAAUUUACUAUUUUAUAGACAAUUGUUUUUGAUAAAAAGUACAUAUUAAAAUAUUAUAAUAGAUGAAAAAUUUUAAUAUACUAAAAGAAUAAUUUAGUAAAUUUAUAAAUUAUUAAAGAUAUAUAUUAAAAAAAACAAAAUAAUAAAUUGCAAUUUGGGUUUUUUGGAUUAUUCGGUUUUUAUUUUAUAAACCAAGACCAAUCCGAAAUCUAAAAUAAUAAUUCGGUUUUGCUAAAAACCAAUUCAAAAAUCCGAAUAUCCGAAACAAAUAGUUCGAUCCAAAUUGUCCAAUUGGACAAUUCGCUUUUCUCCAAAUAAUGAACAGUCCUAGAUAGUUAUAAUCCUACUUGGGAUAAAAUGUAGAUUUAAGACGGGGUAAGUUAGAGGAGCUGGGCAUUUGGUUCGUUUUGGUUGACAUGGAAUAAAAUAUGUUUUUAAAAAAGAAUUAGAAAAUAAAUUUUAUAAUAAAACAAAAAUACCCUUAUUGAUUUUUGUAGUUAAUUAUAUUUUUUAAUAAACACGACCAAGUUUUAUUUAGUUACACCAGUCUUUAUACAACUCUUCUACAAAAUUUGAAUUAAAAUAAUAACUAUCAUAUAUUUUGUUGAACACAUACAGGUAUAUGUUUUUGAUAUGUGGUUUAUCCCCAUUGUAUAUUUGUAGUAACUUGCAUACCGUAAUAAAAAACCAUAUUAUAACAUUCAUAACUUUAUUCUAAAAUGUAACAACUAUUUGACUUUUUUUUGUAUGUUUUCUUCUAGUUAGACUAAUUCGUACAAUUUCUUGAUCAUUCCCUACAAAAGGAAAAUUUUACACUUCAAAGACAAUAAUUGAUAAUGUUGUAAAAUUAGAUUAUUAACAAUUUAAAUUGUUGCAAGUUCAAUUGUAAUCAAUUGGUAAACGCUAUUAGUAUAAAAAGGAAUUAAUUGGUCGUUUCAAAUAACAAGUUUAUCAAAUAGAAAUGUAGAUGAAAGUAAAAAACUAAACACUUUGUCAAUUUGAUUUUGUGAAAUUAGUCAUUAUUAAUUAUGGAUUUUAAAUAAUUUAAGGACUUUUGUUAUUUUCUUGAAGAAAAUAAACAUAAAUGGUAAAAAGAUGGGACACAAAAAAAUUCAUGCAUGCAAAAAAAAAAAAAAGGAAAAAGUCAUAUUGUUUAUAUUUUAUUUUACUUUAUUUUAUUAUUAUCUCUCAGUAGUAGGAGGAUGGUUGUGUAAUUUAAAAUUAGG